ACCUUUGAUGAGAUUACACAGAUUAGACGACUUUAAAAGGCAGCAGCCAGACUGAGCAAAGUAUACCUCAAUCGAGACUACAACAGUGCACAGCAGCAGCAGCAAGCAAACUAAACCGUAAACAGUCGCAAUGGCAGACGUCGCAGCUCCAGCCAACACAAAGGCUCCCCCCAAGUUCAAGCAGAGGGCCAUGCGCACAUUCAAGAGCAAGGCCCCCAAACCAGGCCAGAAGGGAUUCGGAGACGACAUCCCCGGCAUGGAGGGUCUGGGCACUGACAUCACAGUGGUCUGCCCAUGGGAGGCUUUCGGAGAUAUGGAGCUGAGUGAUCUGGCCAAAUACGGAAUCGUCUAG
This is a messenger RNA of Boleophthalmus pectinirostris (great blue-spotted mudskipper), 352 nucleotides long. Its product is annotated as retinal cone rhodopsin-sensitive cGMP 3',5'-cyclic phosphodiesterase subunit gamma-like. Gene Ontology annotation, biological process: positive regulation of epidermal growth factor receptor signaling pathway; positive regulation of G protein-coupled receptor signaling pathway; visual perception. NCBI's taxonomy places the organism in Eukaryota, Metazoa, Chordata, Actinopteri, Gobiiformes, Gobiidae. The transcript has 3 exons. Gene Ontology annotation, molecular function: cGMP binding; 3',5'-cyclic-nucleotide phosphodiesterase activity. The record is from RefSeq and is a predicted model, not a curated record. Gene Ontology annotation, cellular component: photoreceptor outer segment membrane. Bases 131 to 352 code for a protein of 73 amino acids.